Molecule: messenger RNA, 5625 nt
Organism: Oncorhynchus masou masou (cherry salmon)
Lineage: Eukaryota; Metazoa; Chordata; Actinopteri; Salmoniformes; Salmonidae
Product: hyccin-like
Exons: 13
Coding region: 243-1754 (503 amino acids)
Biological process (GO): protein localization to plasma membrane; phosphatidylinositol phosphate biosynthetic process
Cellular component (GO): plasma membrane
Source: RefSeq, a predicted model, not a curated record
AAGAGAGUGAGGGAGAGUGCUGUUCAUGAUGACAGAGCUGAGAAACAGCUGAGAAUGUCUGAAGUUGCAAUCAAGGGAGAAACGAGAAGGAAGGAAGGCUUUUUGGAUUGUGUGUCUUUUUGUAUUAAAGGUCAACUUUAGGCACAAACUACUUUCUCAAUUUUCAAAAAACAAAUGAGGAUUUGUUUUUGGGCGAAAGCUGUAGAGAUCGGUAGAGGUGUGUCCACAGCAGAUGACGGAAGAUGUUGGCUAUGAACCAAGGAGUGGUGGAGGAAUGGCUGUCAGAGUUUAAGACCCUUCCUGACAGUGCAGUGUCCAGCUACGCAGCGUCUCUGAAGGAGAAAGGCUCCCUGGUCCCAGCGCUCUACAAAGUCAUCAGAGAGAACUACAGUGACCUGUUGGAACCCGUGUGUCACCAGCUGUUUGAGUUCUACCGUAGCGGGGAGCUUUGGCUACAGCGGUUUGUGCUCCAGUUCCUCCCUGAGCUGCUCUGGUCCCUCCUCCUGGCUCCGUCUGCAGCCAGGGACCCACACACCUCAGGCUGUAUAGAGGCCCUGCUACUGGGGAUAUACAACCUGGAGAUCGUAGAUAAGGAUGGACAGAGUAAAGUCCUCUCUUUCACUGUCCCCUCCCUCUCCAAACCCUCAGUCUACCACGAGCCCUCCCACAUUGGCUCCCUGGCGUUGACUGAAGGGGCUUUAGCCAAUCACGGGCUGAGUAGAGUGGUGUACAGCGGGCCUCACCUACAGAGAGAAACCUUCACUGCUCAGAACAGGUUCGAGGUGCUGACCUUCCUGCUGCUGAGUUACAAUGCGUCCCUCAGUUACAUGUCCUCCUCCUCUCUGCAGUCCCUCUGCCAGCUCAGCUCCAGGGUGUGUAUCUGUGGUUUCCCACGACAACAUUUGAGGAGGUAUAAAGGUAUCAGCUCUCGUCUGACUGUCACCUCUGAGUUCCUGGUUCAACUCGUCACUGGGAUACACUACGCACUGUGUAAUGGGGAGAUGGACCUGGGUUCCAAGGCGCUGGAUGAUGUUCUGUACCGAGCUCAGCUAGAAUUGUUCCCUGAAGCUCUACUGGUGGGUAAUGCCAUCAAGUCCUCUCAACAGUGUGCAGCGCUGAAGUCUGGCGCUAGCAAAGAAGGAACGCGCAUCAUUCAGGUGGAGAUGACUCCUACUUCCUCUAGGAUCUCACGGAACGCAGUCACAUCACUCUCUAUCAGAGGACAUCGCUGGAAACGACAUGAUGCAGUGGAUUUGGGUUCCCCGGACGAGUUGAUGGAUAUCUCGGAAGUGGAUGAAGGGGUGUGGCCUAAAAGAGGGUCCGGCCCAGACUACCUGACUCCGCCCACCAUUACUAUCAGCAACAGUAUCACCCCUGGGGUGGGAGGGACCAAGACAGGAAGCAGGAAGUGGCAUUUAGGUGGACGGUCGCAUAAGGAGAAGGAGACUUGUACUCCAGGGGGGCAGGCUUUGAUCGAGAACCUGGAUCUGUCAAUCAAACGUCUGACGCUGACGUCCAGCCAAUCGGUGCCCAAGGGGCCAAGCCAUAGCGCUCUGAGCAGCCUAUCGCGUACAGCCAGCGCCGUGUUCUCCCGCUCCUUCGAAGGAAACAACACUGGAUGUAAUCGUGGUAACCCAGAGGCUGGCCGCUAUUCAUGCAGUGGCAGUCUACAGGAGGAGGAGCUAGGCUAUAUAAGCCCCUCCCACACCCAGCGCUCGCCAAGCAUCAGGGUGCACUUUAGGAGUGACCUGUGAACCCUGAUAUUUAAAACUUGACUUCUCACCACCCAUCUAAACCCUCUAACCCCAUGCCCCUGUACCUUUUGAUCUGGACUCCCAGCCUGCCAGUGGGACUGGAACCCAAACUCAUUAACACAUGCCCUCCCUUCUUUCCUCUCCACACCAUUCUUCAUCUCCCCCACCUCUUCUUCUCCAGUGGACAGCUUCCCACCUCCAAAGGCCGGCUCCUCUCCUCCCCCUCCUCUCUCCCCAAAGCAAGAGCCUGGUGUGAGAGAGCCGGGACCCUGGGUCCAGCCCUCAUCCCUGGAGUUACUGAACCACCCCCCCACCCCCCUGGUGGUAACUAGACAGAACUGCAGACUGGACAGAGUGACUCAAAAACAACUGUUUUUGUAAAAGGUUUGGAAAUUGAGUAUUUAAAAAAACUCCUGUUUGUCCUGCUUGACUUUCCAUACAUCCCUCCUGACCUGUGUGUGUGUGUGUGUGUGUGUGUGUGUGUGUGUGUGUGUGUGUGUGUGUGUGUGUGUGUGUGUGUGUGUGUGUGUGUGUGUGUGUGUGUGUGUGAGAGAGAUAAUGAAUAGGAGAGUUUAGAGCCCCCAUCCCCUUCCACUCUGCACCCCAAUGGUAAUCCUGUACUCCUACCCAUCAUGCACUAGGGUUUGAACAACCCCAACACAAUGCCAAGUUCACACUCCUGUUGCCAUAGCAUCCCACGAAACAAUUAAACGACAGAUUGCUAAAUUGUAGAACCCCCCCCCCCCCAAAAAAAAAAUGAUGAAUUGUCGUAAAUGUCUGAAAAGUAUUGAUUGUUAUAGAGGGUUUGUGUGUUUCAGAUCAAUAAGUUGAUUGAUGUUAUCCUAUUAGAAGCAAUAUUUUCUCACUGAUCUCAUCAAUAAACAAGCUUAUUGGGGUUUGUGUGUUUCAGAUCAAUAAGUUGAUUGGGGUGGAUUUGUUUUAAUGCUUUGUUUUGAUGAUGUAUGAACUGCUUUUGUAAACUGUGGUAUGUUCUAAUGACGAAGAGGGAGACUAGUUUUUUUUUUUUUUUAAAGAUACACUUGAUGGUGGUGUCAUAUUGCGGAGUGUAACGGUGGAUCCCAAACCCUCGCCCCAGCCAACUCGCUUGGAUGACCCUCCGUUUGUCACAUGUUGCUUUCAAAAGAGUGGCGAGAGUGAUGUCCAGAGAAUGGCGAGGGAACACUGAACCCAUCGACUUCGGGACACGCUCGUGACUUGAACAACGUAAUUCAUGUUCCACAUUUUAAAUAAUAAAAUGAGCAUGAUAUUUUAAAUGAACAAAUCCCCCUGUUUUUUUUACAAGAUGUAUAAACCUCAGUAACAGUUAAAUGUUUCAUUUGUGAGGUUUUUCAUCUGUUACAUGUGUCAAUAAGGCAUACAAACAACUGCAAAGGGACUUAUAAUUGGGCACGCCUCUCCAGUCUUUUGUAUCAAAUUGCAAACAUAUCGCGGUGUGUGUCGGGAUAGCACUUCGCUCUGCAGCCUUGCUGGCUUGGCCAACGUGGCUCUCCGAGGGUCUAAUUAGCCCCUACCCCCUUGAUUAAUUUUCACUCCCUCAGCUUUGGGACACUUGUGCAUACAGUAUGGCAGAGGCAUGUGUGAACACUCGAAUGAAGGGAGUGAUUCAGCUUAUGUAGUAGCAGGAAGUCACCCCACCGUGUAUGCUGAUGUCAUAUUGCAGAGUCGACCUUUUAACUGUGGUGUUCUAUGUACAGCAGACCAAGUCCGGUUAUAAAUGUGGCAUUUUCCUACGAGACAGAUAGUUGUUGUUUUAGCAGUGUUGAAUCCCUUCAGUGUUAAUGCACAAGAAAACACAACCCUGCACGACCACCAUCCCAAACAUACCCUGGGCUUAGGAGGAGCGGCUAUAGGGGCGGCUAGGGAGGAGUGGCUAGGGAGGAGUGGCUAUAGGGGCAAGGGAGGAGUGGCUAGGGAGGAGUGGCUAUAGGGGCGGCUAGGGAGGAGUGGCUAUAGGGGCGGCUAGGGAGGAGUGGCUAUAGGGGCGGCUAGGGAGGAGUGGCUAUAGGGGCGGCUAGGGAGGAGGGGCUAUAGGGGCGGCUAGGGAGGAGCGGCUAUAGGGGCGGCUAGGGAGGAGUGGCUAUAGGGGCGGCUAGGGAGGAGUGGCUAUAGGGGCGGCUAGGGAGGAGCGGCUAUAGGGGCUAGGGAGGAGCGGCUAUAGGGGCUAGGGAGGAGCGGCUAUAGGGGCGGCUAGGGAGGAGGGGCUAUAGGGGCGGCUAGGGAGGAGGGGCUAUAGGGGCUAGGGAGGAGUGGCCAUAGGGGCUAGGGAGGAGUGGCCAUAGCGGCUAGGGAGGAGCGGCCAUAGGGGCUAGGGAGGAGGGGCCAUAGGGGCUAGGGAGGAGGGGCUAUAGGGCCUAGGAGGAGGGGCUAUAGGGGCGGCUAGGGAGGAGUGGCUAUAGGGGCGUAGGAGGAGGGGCGGCUAGGGAGGAGCGGCUAUAGGGGCGGCUAGGGAGGAGCGGCUAUAGGGGCGGCUAGGGAGGAGUGGCUAUAGGGGCUAGGGAGGAGUGGCUAUAGGGGCUAGGGAGGAGCGGCUAUAGGGGCGGCUAGGGAGGAGCGGCUAUAGGAGCGGCUAGGGAGGAGCGGCUAUAGGGGCUAGGGAGGAGUGGCUAUAGGGGUGGCUAGGGAGGAGUGGCUAUAGGGGCUAGGGAGGAGUGGCUAUAGGGGCGGCUAGGGAGGAGUGGCUAUAGGGGCGGCUAGGGAGGAGUGGCUAUAGGGGCUAGGGAGGAGUGGCUAUAGGGGCGGCUAGGGAGGAGCGGCUAUAGGGGCUAGGGAGGAGCGGGUAUAGGGGCUAGGGAGGAGCGGCUAUAGGGGCUUGGGAGGAGCGGCUAUAGGGGCGGCUAGGGAGGAGGGGCUAUAGGGGCUAGGGAUGAGCGGCUAUAGGGGGCGGCUAGGGAGGAGUGGCUAUAGGGGCGGCUAGGGAGGAGGGGCUAUAGGGGGCGGCUAGGGAGGAGUGGCUAUAGGGGUGUUGGAGGAGUGGCUAGGGAAUUUGCAGUAGGCCUAUUCAAGCUAGGGUUGAUCUUUAUUGAUUGAUUGAUUGGUCUUUUAAUUAAUCUGUUCUCUGGUCUAUCAUAACCUGCUUUAUAAUGUAAUACACACAAAUAACACCCUUGAGGAGAGGUGUACUGCUGACUAGCAGAACAAAGUCAAAGUCACAUUCUUCUCCAAUUUGGUGGCAAUAAAGUUCACUGCGGUAAAGAUUGAGAGAAGUUUUGGGAGCAUGGAAAUAGAAUGAAUUGAACAGACUUGGAAGCUCUAACCCUGGCAAUUUGGCUGGUAAACUCAUGGAUACACUUGCAAUGGCUGCCUGGUAUUGUAACGCAAUAAUUUUCAAAGUAAUGUAGAAUGUUCAUUUAAAUUGUUAACAAUGUGGCUCAUGCAAUGGAAUGUCUUUUUUUUGUAAUGUCAGUUGAGUUUAAACAAAUCACAGCACAUAUUGAUGUUUACACAUAUGGGUACACUUGCAAUGGCCACUAGUCCAUCCAUUUUGCCAUCAUUGACUUGAAUUGUGACAUCUGUUCUAUUCAUUCUAUUUCUAUGAUUAGGACUCCGAAGAUCAGACAGAACACGGUUUCCUACUGGAGAUCUGAAUGCAGAAUAAAGUCUGCCCCUCUGGAACCUUUGUGUUCUAGAACCAGUGUUCUAUCAGUCCCAGAGAUCUGUCCGUCAGUGUUCUAGAUCUGUUUUAUAUUCAUAUGGUGGAACAAUAACAAUCAUGUUUCUGUAUUCUGUUUUAUGGUAUGUCAAGAAUCUGUACAUAUUGAUGAACUUCAAUUGUUUGGGAUUUUCUGUCUGAAGAUAACUCACUGAUAGAGAUACUCUCUCUGAGAAUAAAGUAUUUCUAUAUUUCACUAUA